Molecule: messenger RNA, 3875 nt
Organism: Medicago truncatula (barrel medic)
Lineage: Eukaryota; Viridiplantae; Streptophyta; Magnoliopsida; Fabales; Fabaceae
Product: probable disease resistance protein At4g27220
Exons: 4
Coding region: 39-3875 (1278 amino acids)
Molecular function (GO): ADP binding
Source: RefSeq, a predicted model, not a curated record
UCUAUAAACUCAAAUUGGUAGCUAGCAAAGGGGUGACCAUGGAUGUUAUCAUGGGAGUUAUUAAUAACUUUGCUACUAAAACUGCUGAAUUUACGGUUGAAGCUAUUGGUCGUCAAUUUGGUUACAUACUCUACUACAAGGGCAACCUUACCAAGAUGACAACUGAUGUCCAACAUUUGGAGGGAAUAAAAGACAUUUUGCAACACAAUGUUGAUGAGGCCAGAAGGAACGGAGAAGAGAUUGAAAAUAUUGUCCAGAAUUGGUUGAACACAGUGGACAUCACUGUUGCAGAUGCAAAUGAAAUUAUUGACAGUGAAGGCCAUGCAAAAGCUCAAUGCUCUAUGAGACAUUUUCCCAAUUUGUGCACAAGGCACCAGCUAAGUAAGAAGAUGAUAAAGAUGAUGCAAACGAUUUCUAAAAUCGUAGCAGAAGGAAGUUUUGAUAAAAUUUCUUACCGCGCUGCUUCUCAAAUUACAGUUACGCCGUUCGGUAGAGGUUAUGAGGCCCUUGAAUCCAGAACAUCAAUGUUGAAUGAGAUUAUACUGGCAUUGAAGGAUCCUAGCAUCUUCAUUGUUGGGGUGUAUGGAAUGGGUGGUGUGGGGAAGACAACACUGAUGAAAGAGUUAUCUUGGAAAGCGAAGAAUGAUGGGUCAUUUGGUACUAUUGUUAUGGCUACUAUAACAAGUUUACCAAAUCUUGAAACAAUUCGACACCAAAUUGCUGAAGCCUUGGAUUUCAAGUUUAAUAAGAAGACAGAAGAAGGAAUGGCAAGUGAAUUACGUGAUAGGAUAACCAAGGAGAAGCGUAUUCUUGUUAUUUUGGAUGACAUUUGGGGGAGACUUGAUUUGACAGAACUAGGGGUUCCUUUUGGUAAUGAUCACAAAGGAUGCAAAUUGGUGGUGACAUCCAGAGAUCUUAAUGUGUUGAUUUGUGAGAUGCGCACUCAAAAAGAAUUUAGACUUGAAAUUUUACUUGAGGAGGAUAGCUGGAAAUUGUUUGAGAAGAUGGCAGGUGAUGUUGUUCACGAAUUCAAUAUAAAACCAAUUGCGAUAAAGGUUGCCAAAUGUUGUGCUGGUUUGCCCCUUUUGAUAGUCACUACGGCAAAGGCUUUGAGGAAAAAACAAGUCUCUAAUUGGAAGGAUGCCUUAAAUGAAUUACAGAGAUUUGAUCAAGAAGGGUUGCAUAAGAAAGUUUACUCUACUCUGGAAUUGAGUUAUAAUUGUUUAGAGAGUGAAGAACUGAAGUUGCUAUUCUUAUUAAUUGGUUCCUUUGGACUGGAUUACCGCUACACUGGUUCAAUUUUUGUAUGUUAUUGGGGGUUGGGCUUAUUUAGACAUUCUCACAAAUUGGCAGAUGCAAGAAUCAGAUUCAACAGAUUAAUAAAUGACCUUAAGGCAUCUUCAUUGUUACUUGAGUCUGAAUUUGAUCGGGUUAGAAUUCAUGAUUAUGUAAGAGAUAUGGCUAAAUCAAUUUCAUGUAGGACUCGACCAACCUAUGGGGUGAAAAGGUACACUAAAGUAAAUCAAUGGCCUGGGAUGGAUGAGCUUCAAAAAUGCCAUCAGAUCAUCCUUCCUUGGUCUUAUAUUUACAAGCUUCCUGAGAAGCUGGUGUGUCCAAAGUUGGAGCUACUUCAAGUUGAAAAUAUAGGUGAUUAUUUGGAAGUCCCCAACGACUUAUUCUCUGGGAUGAGAGAGUUAAAAGUCGUUAGUUUAUGUGGAAUGAUGUUUACCCCUUCUCUACCAUCAUCUCUUCAUCUCUUGACAAAAAUCCAAACAUUGGAUUUGGGUGGAUGUGUGUUAGAAGACAUAUCAAUAGUGGCAGAGCUGAAGAGUUUAGAGAUUCUCAGCCUUGAAAGAUCAGAUAUUACAGAGCUCCCUAAAGAAAUAAGACAACUAACUAAUCUUCGAAUGCUGAACUUAGCCAAUUGCUCUAGACUGAGAUUCAUUCCUGCAAAUCUUAUUUCAAGCCUAACUUGCUUGGAAGAGUUGUACUUGGGGAAUUGUUUUAUCGAGUGGGAUGUCAAGGGAAGCAACGAUCAAAGCAAAAAUGCAAGUCUAGAAGAGCUAAGGAGUUUGUCUCAUCUAACCGCUUUGGACAUAAUGACUCAAGAUGCUUCAGUUUGGCCUAGGGACUUGCUAGUCUUUGAAAAGCUUGAAAGAUACAACAUAUUUGUUGGUGAUAUGUGGAAAUGGUCUUUGGACUGGUCUGGAAAUGCAUAUGAACCUGCCAGGAUACUUAAGCUCAACGACAGUAGGGGUUCAAGCAUUCUUUUGGAUCGUGGAUUUAACUCCUUGUUGAAUUCAGCCGAGGACAUGUGUCUUGCCAAAAUACAUUGUGUUAGAAAUGUUCUUUAUGAGCUGAAUAGGGGAGGUUUUCCGCAAUUAAAACAUUUGCGCCUUCAAGAAAGCACUGAGCUUCAGUACAUCAUUAAUUCAACGGGGUGGGUUCAUCCCUAUCCUGCUUUACUCAACUUAGAGACUCUGGCUCUUCAAAAUCUGUUUAAUCUGGAAAAAAUAUGCCAUGGGCCAAUUCCAAUUCAAUCUUUUGUCAAACUAAAAUCUUUUGAAGUCAAAGGUUGUGACAAAUUGAAGAAUCUGUUGCGGUAUUCCCUUGUUAGAGACCUUCCUCAACUUCGUGAAAUAAAAAUUGCUGAUUGCCAAAUGAUUACAGAAAUCAUAUAUGAGGUGGAUAAAGAAAUUGACAAGAUUAUAUUCCCUGAGUUGUGUUCUCUUGAACUUGAAAGUUUGCCUCGUCUCGUUAGUUUAUGUGCGCCAUUGACGCAGUGCAUACAUGUGCCGCUAAUUGAUCAAAAGGUUGUGAUGCCCCACCUUGAACUAUUGAAGCUGUCUAAGAUCAAUUGUGAGAAACUGUGGGAUGACAAACUUCUGAGUCAUUCUCGCAUGCAAAACUUGAAGAGUUUGACAAUGGACAAAUGUGGUAGCAUGAGAUACGCAUUCUCAUCCUCAGUUGCUAGAGAACUUGUAAACCUGAAAUCUCUUAAGAUUAGUAAUUGCCAAAUGUUGGAGGACAUAUUUGUCUCAGAUGGAGAGUUCGGCAGUCUUCCUUUACCGCCAAUCUUGGAGACAUUUGAAAUCUCCAACUCUAAUGACGAGGAUCUACUUCCAAUGUUAGAGACAUUUGAAAUCUCCCACAUGGAACACUUGAAGUCAGUAUGGCACAAUCAAUUAGCCCCAAAUUCCUUCUGCAAAUUGAAGCAACUGAAAAUUCAAUUCUGCAAUAAAUUAUCAAAUAUAGUUCCAUCUAAUGUUCUUGAUAAAUUACAGAAGCUGGAGACAAUGACUGUAACAGAUUGUCCUAAUCUGGAAGUUGUGUUCGAAACACAAGGUCUAAAAGCAGAUGGUGGUAGACAGAUAAGGCUGGAUAUGCAAUUGAAAACUCUCACUUUGAAAAAUUUACCGAUGUUAAAACACAUAUGGAGUGGGAAUCCUAUUCAAAGCUUCAAGUUUCAAAACAUCUUCGUAUUGAAAGUUAUUGAAUGUAAAACCCUUAAUCAUGUCCUUCCCCUCUCUAUGGCUAAAGAGCUUCAGCAUCUCCAAGAAAUUUAUAUUGAAGAAUGUGGCAUAGAGUUUAUUGCAGCACAUGAUGAAUUGGCUGACACAUAUCCGAUACUUAUUUUCCCAGAAUUAACAUCUUUGAGUUUUCGAGAUUUGUCACAACUUAGAAGCUUCUCUCAUGGAUUACAGACCUUGGAUUGUCCUGUUUUAAGACAUGUGGAUGUGCUUCAUUGUGACAAGCUUGUUCUAUUCAAGCCAAAGUCUCUAAAUUACCAAGAAAUUGUUCCAGUUGAUACAGUACCCCUUCUUUCAAUCGAAAAGAUAGCUAUUAACUUGAAUCUGAUUACUUGUAUUUCAUAG